Molecule: messenger RNA, 780 nt
Organism: Solanum pennellii
Lineage: Eukaryota; Viridiplantae; Streptophyta; Magnoliopsida; Solanales; Solanaceae
Product: pathogenesis-related protein 1A-like
Exons: 1
Coding region: 87-575 (162 amino acids)
Cellular component (GO): extracellular region
Source: RefSeq, a predicted model, not a curated record
ACAUCUCACAUUUUCAAAUCACAAACACAAUCACCCUUCUCCAUUUCCCCUCUAAUUUGCCUAAAAAGAAAGCAAAGUAAAAGGAAAUGGAGAUGUCAAAGCUUUCAACUUUUGUUGUGUUCUUGGUUUUAGGCUUAGCCCAUUCUUCAUUGGCCCAAAAUUUGCCCCAAGACAUUGUUGUAGUCCACAACAAGGCCCGUGCUGAAGUUGGUGUGCCACUUCCACCCCUAAAAUGGAACGAUACGCUUGCUGCUUAUGCCCAUGAAUAUGCCACCACUAGAUUAGGUGAAUGCACAUUGGUGCAUUCAGAUUCACCCUAUGGUGAAAAUCUUGCAAUGGGCUCCGGGGAUUUUACCGCGGUGCAGGCAGUUAAUUUGUGGGUGGGAGAGAAAAAGAACUACGAUUAUGCAUCUAACACUUGUAGAGAAGGUAUGUGCGGACAUUAUACUCAAGUUGUUUGGAAAAAUACCCAACAAGUUGGAUGCGCUAGAUUGAAAUGCUCGAAUGGUGAAUGGUGGUUUGUGUCAUGCAACUAUUACCCACCUGGAAAUUACAUCGGCGAGAAACCUUAUUAAUUGAUUGAUUAAUCAAUUACGAUGCAUGGUUUAAAAACAAAAAAAUAUUCGUAAUUAAAUUACUAUUAUACCAUGCAAGUCAAGUAUAUAUGUAAUGUAAUGUUACAAUUUUCGACAUGUAAUAGCUGGGGAAGUUGUCCUUAGCUUAGACCUUUGUUGACAAAAUGGAAUUUAAUUAAUAAAGUAAACUCUAUUUUUGGAUGAA